UAGUUUUAUUCCGUAAACACCGUGCGCCAUUGCAAAACAACCACCAGUGUUCCAGGCUCCACGUGAUAAAUAUUUUGAGGUGUUUUUAAUAUUUUGUUAAAUUAAUAUAAAUAAAAGGUACCGUCAGGUGUAUUUAACGAAGGAUGGUCGAAGUGGAUAAGAAAUCGUCGGCCUCGAAAAGAAAAUUAGGAGGAAGCCAAGAUGCACCAACCAAGAAAUCAAAGUUUUCUACUGACUUAAAAAAGAAACCCAAGUUCACAGGAGCAAAAAAGAAGUUUUCUACGGAAAAGAAAGAACUGCCGAAAGAAACUGCGAAAACCAGAAAGGAAAGAAAGUUAGCUAGAAAAAAGUUAAACCCAAACUAUGAACUGUCUUGCCAAGCGAAAAAAAUUUGGGAAAAACUGAGAAUUCAAAAACAACAACUUUCCAAAGAAGAAAAAUCAGUUUUGGUUGAACAGUUAAUGGAGUUGGUGCAACAGAAUGGAAAAAUGAUGAUAAACCUUGCAUAUGCGCACGACACAAGCAGAGUUCUUCAGACUUGCCUUAAACAAGGAAGCAAAGACCAGAGACACAAAAUAUUCAGUGAGAUUCAGACACACAUAGUCGAUAUGUGCAAAAAUGGAUACGCUAAGAAUAUUGUUUGGAAGUUGCUGAAAUAUGGUACCCCAGAAGAAAGACAAGUUAUAAUGUCAAGUUUUAAAGGAAUUGUUUACAAACUUAUGCGGAAAUCAAAGUCUGCAAGUGUUGUCGAAUACGCGUACAAUAACUAUGCUACUGCUGUGCAGCGUCAAGCUAUUAUACACGAGUUUUAUGGACGUGUGUUUAUCAUGUUAGCAAAUCAGGAGCCUUUAUCUUUGCCCCAAGUAAUUGAAAGCAACAAGGACAAGAAGUCGGCCAUUUUGUCGAGUUUUAAAGAUGCUUUGACCCCAUUAGUUGACAAAACAGUGAUAGUCCAUACGGUGGUUCACAAAGCUUUGUACGAUUUCUUCUACAAUUGUGAUGAGGCUACUGUUCGCUCGGAAUUGAUUGAAGUUUUGCGAGAAUCUCUUGUCCAUAUUCUCCACACUCAUGAUGGGGCUUAUGUGAGCAUGAACUGUUUAUGGUUUGGAACCAAGAAAGACAGAAAGGUUAUUGUAAAAAGUUUAAAAGAAUUUGUUGUGAAAAUUUCGUGUGAAGAAUUUGGCCAUUUACCGUUACUUGCUGCGUUUGACUGUGUGGAUGAUACCGUGUUCUUGAAGAAAGCUCUCGUUCUUCCUAUUAUCAAGAACAUUGGUGACUUAGUGUUGAACAAAUAUGGAAGAAAAGUUUUAAUAUAUCUCAUGUCUCCGCGUAACACCUCCCACUUCCUACCAGAGGUGGUGAAGAUGUUGAGCACUGGAGAUUCAAACUCAACCAGUAAAAAGCCAUUGGAGCAGAGACAUAGUGAAUUAUCAGAAGCUGCUUCACCUGGAAUAUUAAAGUAUUUGGCUGACAAUUUGGAGCAGAUUAUUUACGACCGUUCUACCUUCGUCCUUGUGCAAGUAGCGGUUCUAUGUUGCCAUGGUGACAAUUCUGAGCUCAUACAAGCCAUUGUUAAGGAGGCUGGUAAAGAAUUUGUUGCUGGUGAAAAAAAUGAAACUGGCAAGAUGCACAUCAUUGAAGACCCAUGUGGGCAUUUGGUGAUCAAGAAAUUAAUUGUAACAGAAUCAAAGUCAGCUGCAGAAAAUCCAGAUAAAGAGUCCACGUUUUCAAACGCUUUGGUCAAUGGUGUUGCUGCCACGGUACUACCUACAUGGUCAUCAUGUAACAGAGGCGCACAAAUUCUACUAGCGCUGGUUGAAAAUUCUGACAAAAACGUUGCAUCAAAAACAAGAGAAAUACUGAAGAAAUCUCUCGACAUUUUAUCCAGCCAUUCCGGAGUAAAAACCACAAAAAUUUUGGUUGAAAAAUUAGAGUUAAAAUAAUGGUAAUUCCGUGACGUGAUAUGUUUUGCCUUGUCAUAACUCAUACAGGAAGUAAACGUAGUUAACUCAGCGUUGAGCAGGUGCUGAGGUAACGUAAAUAAAACAGCUGAUAACACUA
This is a messenger RNA of Ciona intestinalis (vase tunicate), 2061 nucleotides long. Lineage: Eukaryota; Metazoa; Chordata; Ascidiacea; Phlebobranchia; Cionidae. The record is from RefSeq and is a predicted model, not a curated record.